Molecule: messenger RNA, 924 nt
Organism: Manihot esculenta (cassava)
Lineage: Eukaryota; Viridiplantae; Streptophyta; Magnoliopsida; Malpighiales; Euphorbiaceae
Exons: 1
Coding region: 1-924 (307 amino acids)
Source: RefSeq, a predicted model, not a curated record
AUGGGUUGUUGUGUAAGCGCCACCCACGGCCGUGGAACUUCGACAAAGAGCCAGAAUUUUCAAGUGGGAUCUGAGCCUUUGAAGCCCAAGUCAACUCUUGAAAGUAGAGCUCCACCUCCUUCUGUUGAAGAAGAAACCGUUAAGGAAGUCCUCUCUGAAAUUCCUAAACUCAAACCACCGCCAACACCACCACUGCAACUACCUCAACUUCUACAACCGAUCAAGAAUGAGCAGAAGGAAAUCCACCUUCAAGAAACUAACAAGAAGAAAAUCCACAUUGAGCCACCGUUUCUUGAUGAGAAGAUCGAACCUAAUAGGAAGAAGAAUGAGUUCAUUUUCCAAGAAGAAGAGAUCUCUGAACAAUUGUCAGAAGUCUGUAGCUUGAGCUGCAGCGAGACCGUGUCAACUACGACAUUCAACAAUGACAAAAGGGAUGAUGCUGAUGAUGACGAUGGAGAGGAAGUGAAGCAAAGAGCAAAGAAAUCUCCGGCAGCAAAAUUGGCUCCAAGAAACAGGGGAGUCUCAAGCGAUUUUGGCCCUAGGAGAGACAGAAUUGUGGGGAAGUCACCGGACAAAAGAAACAAUGCCAGUCGUACAGUGAGGUCGGUUCAAAGCAGGGAAUCGGUUAAUUACCAGGUGGGAAGGCGAGGGUUGAAUAGGCCCGAGGCAAAUGGGAGAGACCCAGGUGAGAGCUCCGGAAGGAGGUCCAGGUCACCUGCCACCACUAGAUCUACAAUGGGUCGUAGCCCGUCAUCAAGGAGAGUGAAUAGGUCUCCGAGUGGGGGAAGAACGAAUCUCCCCCAGAGCGGUGGCAUCAUGGACAUGGAGGGAAAGUGGCCAAGCACUUCAACUACAAAUGAUACUACAACAAAUGAGUCACUCGAAAACCCACUUGUUUCUCUUGAAUGUUUCAUCUUUCUAUGA